Sus scrofa (pig) is the source of this 3377-nucleotide messenger RNA. It is a transcript of the gene DEPDC1B, whose product is annotated as DEP domain containing 1B. The record is from RefSeq and is a predicted model, not a curated record. Gene Ontology annotation, biological process: positive regulation of Wnt signaling pathway; intracellular signal transduction. Lineage: Eukaryota; Metazoa; Chordata; Mammalia; Artiodactyla; Suidae.
UAUCAUCUCAGGAAUUUUGAGGGCUUUCUAAAAUGCAGCUGAGGACAUACCUAAAGCAGCAAAGGGAGGAAGAGUAUUAACAGAGGGUGGGAGUCUGAUCCUUUGCUCUUUCUCAUGAUAUUGCAUCCUGAAUACUCGCUCAGGUGACCAGAUUUGAAUUUUGAACUCUAGUAGUAGGUAUAGAGUGGUGACUUCAUUUGUCCCUUUAAACAAUUGCAAAUUAGACAAUCAAUUCCUAGCGGGAAAAUUCUAAGCAGCAAAAAAAAAAGGCUCACAGCCCUGUGGCAAAAGACUGAAAAUUUCAGUCCAGUCCAAAAAAACAAAGAAAAAUUCCAGGGAAAGAUGAGUCUACCAAAAAAAAAAAAAAAAAAACAAAAAACAAAAAACCCCACAAAAAACACACAAAAAACAAACAACAACAACAACAACAAAAAACUACACAGGAAGCUGAAUCGGGCUCUUUCCCAGCUCUUUAGUGUUCUAAUUCGCUGUCGACACUCCCUGUGGCCAAGUGCUCUUAUCUAGCUUUUUCAAGCGUUCCUCCAUUUGAAGAGUCUGUCCACUCGCCUCAUUUCACCACCUGCUUCUCCCAAUCUCAGUUGCACCGCCAGGUUCACGGUGCACUUGGAAGGGUGGACAGGAAUUUAUCUAUUCAGUGCGGCUCGGCUUCGGUCACUGAAUUACACAGGUCCAUCGAUCCUUCGUGCGGAGACUGCCUGCGACUGGGUGCGGGGGCUCCUCCACUGUAGCUGUGAGCCUAAUGAUCGCAAGCCUGCGGGAGGUCUCCGAGGAGACGCCCACCUCCCGCUCCCUGGGUUACCGGCGGUCCCGCCCCUCAGUUCCCGUCACGUGCCGCCGCGCCGCCCAAUCAGCGCCCGAAGCGCGCACGCUCAGGAUUCAAACUGCGGCGCCUGGGGCUUUCGGGGAUUCCACUUGGUGCGGCUGCAGCCCCGGCUGCAUGAGGGCCAUGGAGCACCGCAUCGUGGGGCCUGGGCCAUACCGGGCCACCAAGCUGUGGAAUGAGACUGUUGAGCUUUUUCGCGCUAGGAUGCCAUUACGGAAACAUCGCUGUCGUUUCAAAAGCUAUGAACAUUGCUUCACAGGGGCUGAAGCUGUGGAUUGGCUGCAUGAGCUGCUCAGGUGCAGCCAAAACUUUGGCCCCGAAGUGACCCGCAAACAAACGGUCCAGCUGCUAAAAAAAUUCCUGAAGAAUCAUGUUAUUGAAGACAUCAAGGGAAAAUGGGGUCAGGAAGACUUUGAAGACAACCGUCACUUGUACAGAUUUCCUCCUUCCUCACCCCUGAAACCAUACCCAAAGAGGCCCCCAUAUCAGAAGGAUGUUAUUAAAUUUCCGGAAUGGAAUGAUCCCCUACCAGGCACUUCACAGGAAAAUAUCCCGGUGAGGCCAGUUGUGAUGAAUUCUGAGAUGUGGUACAAGCGUCACAGUAUUGCUAUUGGAGAGGUGCCGGCUUGCCGUCUCAUCCACCGCAGACAGCUGACAGAGGCCAAUGUGGAAGAAAUAUGGAAGUCUAUGACAUUAUCAUAUUUACAGAAAGUCCUUGGCCUGGAUUCCUUAGAAGAAGUUUUAGACAUUAAACUCGUCAACUCCAAGUUCAUCAUCCAUAAUGUAUACAGUGUGAGCAAGCAGGGGGUUGUUAUCCUUGAUGACAAGUCAAAAGAACUUCCUCAUUGGGUCCUGUCAGCUAUGAAGUGUUUGGCAAAUUGGCCUAACUGUUCAGAUUUGAAGCAGCCUAUGUAUUUAGGAUUUGAAAAAGAUGUCUUUAAAACUAUAGCCGAUUACUAUGGUAACUUGAAAGAGCCUCUGCUUACAUUUCACCUCUUUGAUGCCUUCGUCAGUGUAUUAGGUUUGUUACAGAAAGAGAAAAUGGCCAUUGAAGCAUUUCAGAUUUGCUGUCUCCUCCUGCCCCCAGAAAAUAGGAGAAAGUUACAGUUAUUGAUGAGAAUGAUGGCAAGGAUCUGCUUAAAUAAGGAGAUGCCACCACUGUGUGAUGGCUUUGGCACCCGAACACUGAUGGUUCAGACAUUUUCCCGUUGCAUCUUGUGUUCCAAGGAUGAAGUGGACUUGGAUGACUUAUUAGCUGCUAGGUUGGUAACGUUUCUGAUGGACAAUUACCAAGACAUUCUGAAAGUCCCUUUGGCCUUGCAGACCUCCAUAGAGGAGCGUGUGGCCCAUCUACGAAGAGUCCAGAUAAAAUACCCAGGAGCUGAUAUGGAUAUCACUUUAUCGGCUCCAUCAUUUUGCCGCCAAAUUAGCCCAGAGGAAUUUGAAUACCAAAGAGCAUACGGCUCUCAGGAACCCCUGGCUGCCUUGUUGGAGGAAGUCAUCACAGAUGCCAAACUCUCCAGCAAAGAAAAGAAGAAAAAAUUGAAGCAGUUUCAAAAAUCCUAUCCUGAAGUCUACCAAGAACGAUUUCCUACACCAGAAAGUGAAGCACUUCUGUUUCCUGAAAAGUCUAAAGCAAAACCACAGCUGUUGAUGUGGGCACUAAAAAACCCCUUCCAACCAUUUCAAAGAACUAGAAGUUUUCGGAUGUAGUACUUUGAUAGCUGUUAGAGACCUCUGUUGAUGCUGUUGUUUUGAGUUAAUGGGUGGUUGGAGGACUAUACUGGUGGAAUAAAGAAGCAUGUAAGCCGCAGACUACUGAAUUAUAGAGAUUACCUGACUUCAAAAAAUGUUGAGCCAUUGUCAGUAUUUUUAUAAAACUCAGUGCUAUUUUUAAAGUGUACAAAGCAGUUAAAAAUAAGGAGACAUAUAUAUGGUGGUAAUGUUAAUAUGCUUGUUAUAAAAUUUAAUGGUCUUUUCAUUUUUUUAUUUGUUGUUUUUUACAGUGUUUAUAAAAUAUUUGUGUGUACACCUGAUUACUGAUGUCUUUGUGAUAACCAAGACUGAAAGAUAAUGUAUAUACUUGGAUAAGAAAGACACUGGAUACUGUUACUGUGAUGCUAUUGACUUAAUAGCCAAUUGUGAUUUCUGCUGUGUAGAUUGUUUUUCCUUGUUGCACAAAGAUUCUUAAUGUUCUAUAUUACAUUGGCUGUGUCUUUUAUUGCAGAUGUGUUGGAUGCUCUGACAGAUUUUACUUUUAUGACAUAUAUAUUAUAAUUAAACACCACCUAAAUGAAGUAGAUUUUCAUUUGCCUACACUAGUAUAAUUUCAGUCUUGGCUAAAGAUGGAAAAUGGAACAGGAUAAAUUCUUGCAGUCCUGUUAGUCCUGUGAUUCUAAGUGGAUCUUUGUUGUUUCAUGAAAAACACAAUGAGUUAAGUAAAAUGAGACAACUUCCUUUAUAUAUUUCCCUAGCUUUCUCAUCCUUUUGAAAGUAAAUGGAAUGUAAAUAAAUAUCAUUUUUUAAAAUACCA